Molecule: messenger RNA, 891 nt
Organism: Morchella importuna
Lineage: Eukaryota; Fungi; Ascomycota; Pezizomycetes; Pezizales; Morchellaceae
Exons: 6
Coding region: 1-891 (296 amino acids)
Biological process (GO): S-adenosylmethionine biosynthetic process
Cellular component (GO): methionine adenosyltransferase complex
Molecular function (GO): methionine adenosyltransferase regulator activity
Source: RefSeq, a predicted model, not a curated record
AUGGCUCUUGUCUCGCCCAAGAAUAAAUUUUUGAUUUGGGGUGGAAAUGGAUGGGUUGCUGGUCACCUCAAAAUGAUUCUCGAGAAACAAGGUAAAGAUGUUGUUACCACCACAGUCCGUAUGGAAGAUCGUGAAGCUGUCUUAAAAACUCUUGAUGAGCUGAAGCCGACCCAUGUGCUCAAUGCUGCUGGCUGCACCGGAAGACCUAAUGUCGACUGGUGUGAAGAUAACAAAGAAGCCACCAUUCGAUCCAAUGUUAUAGGCUCAUUGAAUCUUACAGACUGUUGUUACUUAAAGGGAAUACAUUGCACUGUUUUCGCCACGGGCUGUAUAUAUGAAUACGACGAAAAACACGAAAUCGGAGGAGAAGGUUUCAGGGAGGAGGAGGAAGCAAAUUUUGCCGGAUCUUUUUAUUCAGCGACUAAGUCCAAAGUUGAGGAGAUAAUGAAGACAUAUCCAAAUGUUCUGAUUCUGAGGCUCCGCAUGCCAGUAUCGGAUGAUUUACACGCCCGAAAUUUUGUCACAAAGAUCUCUCAGUAUGACAGGGUUGUGGAUAUUCCGAACUCAAAUACAAUCCUUACCGACCUUCUCCCAGCAUCGAUCAUUCUAGCAGAGAAUUCAGAGUUGGGAGUAUAUAACUUUACCAAUCCUGGUGCUAUUUCACACAAUGAAGUCCUAAGCCUUUUCAAGAAAUACGUCCGCCCAGACUUUGAAUGGAAGAACUUUACGAUUGAGGAGCAAAGCAAAGUAAUCAAAGCAGGUCGAUCCAAUUGUAUGCUUGAUACUUCAAAACUAGUGAACAAACUCAAGGAGUAUGGUUAUACUAUUCCCGAAAUCCAUGACGCGUAUGAACAGUGUUUCAUUCGUAUGGCGCAGGGCAGGGCUACCUGA